Asparagus officinalis (garden asparagus) is the source of this 737-nucleotide messenger RNA. RefSeq names its product G-type lectin S-receptor-like serine/threonine-protein kinase At2g19130. The record is from RefSeq and is a predicted model, not a curated record. The coding region runs from base 2 to 673 and encodes 223 amino acids. Lineage: Eukaryota; Viridiplantae; Streptophyta; Magnoliopsida; Asparagales; Asparagaceae. Gene Ontology annotation, biological process: protein phosphorylation. Gene Ontology annotation, molecular function: ATP binding; protein kinase activity. The transcript has a single exon.
CAUGCCAAUGGGAUCUUUGGAUCACCACCUCUUUCAAAAACAAUCCAAGAAUUUAGACUGGAAGACUAGAUAUCAGAUCAUACUAGGCACUGCCAGGGGAUUGGCAUAUCUCCAUGAAGAAUGUAGAGAAUGCAUCAUCCACUGUGAUAUAAAACCAGAAAACAUUCUAUUAGAUACUGAAUUCUGUCCAAAAUUAUCAGACUUUGGAAUGGCAAAGCUCAUUGGCCAUGACUUCAGCCGAGUACUAACAACGAUGAGGGGAACUAUAGGCUAUCUAGCACCAGAAUGGAUCGAAGGGCUACCAAUAACACCCAAAGCAGAUGUCUAUAGCUAUGGUAUGAUGCUAUUUGAAAUAGUAUCUGGUAGAAGAAACUCAAAAUUGGCUGAAGGAGGGACCAUCAGGUAUUUUCCUGUUCAGGCUGCGAGCAAAGUCAUCACAGGGGAAGUUCUUAGCUUACUAGAUGAGGAUUUGAAUGGUUCUGCGGAUGCUUCGGAGCUGAACAGAGUCUGCAGAGUUGCUUGCUGGUGCAUUCAAGAUUUUGAGGCAGAUAGGCCAUCGAUGGCUGAAGUUGUCAAAAACUUGGAAGGGGUUUUAGAUCUGAAGAUGCCUCCGUUUCCUACAAUUCUUCAACGUCUUGCUGAGGAAGUUUCUGUACUUAGUUACAAUGAGUAAUCACUCAAAUGUGCUCUCAUGUAUCAGAAAAUUCUUACUGUGUGCUAAUGUACGUAUCAUCAUG